Molecule: messenger RNA, 2447 nt
Organism: Toxotes jaculatrix (banded archerfish)
Lineage: Eukaryota; Metazoa; Chordata; Actinopteri; Toxotidae
Gene: kctd12b
Product: potassium channel tetramerisation domain containing 12b
Exons: 2
Coding region: 757-2166 (469 amino acids)
Biological process (GO): protein homooligomerization; regulation of G protein-coupled receptor signaling pathway
Molecular function (GO): protein binding
Source: RefSeq, a predicted model, not a curated record
CUGACACGAGAGAGAGGAGCGGAGGGGACUGAACAGCUGACCAGCUCGCGUGAAUUUUAAAACCGCGAGCUAUGGAAACGCGUGAGAUCUUUUUGUUCACCUUCAUCGUCUCUCACUACAUCUGCAACAUCAUCUUCGUCUCGUGGGUUUUUAACUGGGGGAUGCCCACAGAUAUCAGCAACUAUGGAUUGCUUAAUUGAAGUUGGGCCACCUGAUCCUGUUUGCGCCAGGACAACCGACCAGCAUUAGAGUAGUGAAGUCGUUAUGGACAGUUGUGCAAAUCGUGCAUUUCCUGAUCAGAGAACUGGUGUGAAAAGCAGAAUCACAUCCUCAGGAUACCCCUUCUAUCUGCGCGUAAAGGACAUGGACAUAACGGUUCCACUCAGCGCUGCUUGAAACACUCUGCGCUAUGUUCUAGCAACUCUAAGGAAAUGUUGUAGUUAGAUUAGACAUAGACAGAAUAGACAGCGCGUGCUUGUGCGACUGUCCAGCUUCUGCCGGCUUUGAUGUGAGAGCUGCGCCCAGCUUUUAGUGCGCGCGUACCGGCUGUGCGCUUCAGCUGUAGCCGCUCCAUUACCACAGGCGAUCCACCAAGACAAGACCUGUGAUCUUCUGACAGGCAACAGGCCUCAUCGACUACUGUGCAAGGUUUUCCCUGAAAAUAUCGCGUCAAGUCCUUUCAAUUUGAACUUUCACUGCAAACCAAGAGAGUUUUUAAAGCUGCAUCGAAGUGCACCUGUGUGGCAGGAGUGAGCCAUGGCUUUACCAGAUAGUGGCAUAUCUGGGGAGGAAGUGCCCUUCCCUGAGAUUAUAGAACUCAAUGUUGGUGGCCAGGUGUAUAUAACCCGCUACUCUACCCUCACGAGCGUGCCAGAUUCUCUUCUAUGGGAGAUGUUCAGCCGGAAGUCAGCCAAAGGAUUGGCCAGGGACACCAAGGGUCGCUUUUUUGUGGACCGUGAUGGUUUCCUGUUCCGUUACAUCUUGGACUACAUGCGGGACCAGCAGCUGGUUCUUCCAGAUCAUUUCCCGGAGCGCGGGCGUCUGCAGAGGGAGGCUGAGUUCUUCAAUCUGCCAGAGCUCGUCAAGCUGCUGGCACCUAAAAUCAGCAAGCAGAACUCCCUGGGCGACGAGGGAUGUCAGAGCGACCCAGAGGACUCCUCACCUGGGAUUGACACGGCCCGUAACCUCGGCUCCCUGGGUGCUGCUGCUGCCGCCUGUGCCAGCCUGGUGCCCGGGGCUAUGGAUGGCAAACGGUCCGGGUUCAUCACAAUUGGUUACAGAGGCUCGUACACCUUAGGCCGUGACAGCCACACCGAUGCAAAAUUCCGCAGAGUGGCACGGAUCAUGGUGUGUGGGAAGACCUCCCUGGCCAAAGAGGUAUUUGGGGAGACGCUGAACGAGAGCCGUGACCCUGACCGCCCCCCUGAGCGCUACACAUCUCGCUACUAUCUCAAGUUCACCUUCCUGGAGCAGGCUUUUGACAAGCUGGCUGAUGCAGGCUUCCACAUGGUGGCCUGUAACUCCACAGGAACCUGCGCCUUUGCCCAUGAGCAGACGGACGACAAGAUCUGGACCAGCUACACUGAAUAUGUAUUCUACCGUGGUUCAUCAGUAAAUUCCAAGUUGAUGACCUCUGACCCCCCAGCUCUCACAGAAGUGGAGACCUUUAAACGAGCUGCUGUGGAGCCCAGCAGCUCUGGCCGAACCCAAAGCCUUCCAGAAACCAGCAGCGUCACGACGCUGGACCUACGAAACCCAUUGCCCCUGGACUCUCCUCCUCCUCUAACACCUCCUCUUCCUCCACCGCCUCCUCCCCCUACAGACAGCCCUGACCUCCCACCUCUCUCACCUCCAGUCCUGCCUCCGCCUCUGCCAUCAUCCAAACCCUCGUCUACCUCCAGCCCUCCUCCUCCUGCCCCAACGCCGCCUCCCGCAGAGAGCCCCCAGCGUCCCACCACCCUCAACCUAAAGACACUGCCGCGUCCCUCCGUAAGGGAGAACGGCGGCCCCCCGCUCGGGGUGGAUGAGGACGAAGAGGAGAGGAAGCUGCUGGAGGAGGAUCUGAAGAAAUGCAUCGAGGACUUCAAAAAGAUUCGCUUGCCCAGAGUGUUUCCAGAUCGCAAGAGGCACUGGCAAAGUGACUUGCUCAAGAAGUAUAAUGCGUAGAGACCUUUGCUGUGGCAACAUGGUGGCAACAAAUUUGACAGGGAUUUUAUAACAAUGGCGAGAACAUGUUGUGAGCAGUGGACUCCCGCUUUAUAUAUUCACAGCAAGUUUACUUAAACCUCUAAUGUAGUAGCUCUUGCAUGUCAACAGAACAAAAUUGAUAAAGUGUAGUGUUUAGGCUGUGUAGAAAUAAACACAAGAUUAAAAUACUAAGAUUUGUCUUUUCCCAUCAUCAUUAGAAAUUGUUAGUGACACCACAUGUUCCACAUACCGCUGUAUGG